UUAAACUUUAAGACGGCGUGCUGUGAUUUUAUAAUUGUGUGGAUUAGACAACUGCGAGUGCCUGCAGGCUUCUCGUGAUCGUAAUGGAUGAGCACAAUGCACUGGAUGAAAAAUUCGACCAGGUACCCGACACCGGCAACAAAAUGGCGUCGGCAGAUGCGGGCUUGAAAACGACGCAACACGAGCUGAAAAUCAUGGAUGUGGAAGGAGCUAUGGACACGGAGGUCCCCCUCGUUAUUUUAGUAGAAGACUCAGAUAUUGAUGAAUUGGAAGACAAUGUGCCCGCGGUUGAAGAACUGCCGAUUGGGUCUCUAAUUGACCCUCUGUCUGAGGACAAAGAAAAUGUGUCCACCAAAACCGAGGUGAGCAGCGACGUGGAGAGCAACAACUCGUACGUUGACCCAAUGGGGCUCCUCGAGCGCCUGGAGAAUCACGACGCGGACAGUCAGGACGAUGAAGAUGAUUUCAGCCUGGAUGAUGGCGUUCCUGCUGGCACAUCACACAGUCGAGUGAAAGGGAAUCGCUGGCUAAUCUGGAUGAAACGCUGGCCCUGGGUGCUGCACGAGGACAGCGAUGGCAACUAUGCCUUCUGCCUGUAUUGCAAAAUGAAACUCAACGUGAACAACAAGUCCAAGUACAUCCAGCAGCACAAUAUGUCGCUGUACCAUCAGGAGCGCGAGACAAACUACCUGGCCUUCAAGGAGAGCCAGAAGCAAAUCCAAGCCGCCACUAGCGAUCAAGCCGAUGCCGAGAUCAAGCACGAAUUCGGCACUAACAGCUAUGUGGCGGCCAUGAAAGAGAAGCGCGCCAAGGAGACAGAUUUGUUCAACGACUUCAACUGGACGCGCUGGCUUGAGUGUCAUUCCUGGCUGGAACGCGACCAGCUCCAGGGUACAAUUGGCCUGUGUAAAUGGUGCAACGUGAAGAUGAAUGUGGAGUUUUUGUACCUACGCAAGCGGCACGAGGCCACCAAAGGACAUGCGGAGGCCGCGCGACAGCUAAAAGUCUCGGGCAAACAGUCGCUCAAGCGCAAGCGCAGUGCCAGUAUCUACCACCCCCCCGCUCGGGAGGAGGAGGAGGAAGAGCCAGUGCCUCGGCGGGACAGCACCGUUGUCACAGUCGUUGGCGGGGAUGUCGAUGCCAGCAGCGAUCCCAGUCGCUGGUGCGAGCUCGUGGAUGACACGAGUCCCCAGCAAUGCCGCUGCACGCUCUGCAACUGCCAGAUGGCGAUAACUAGCUUCCUGCGUCACUGCAAAACCAACGCUCACUGCCAGAACGUAUUGCUUAAUAAAAACCCGGACAGCUCUACGAUAAAUCGCGGAAUUUGGGAGCAUUACUCCGAGCUACAUCCCUGGAUGGUAGCCGAUCCUGAGGACCCCAGUCAGGCGUAUUGCAGCAUCUGCUGUAAGCGAUUCGUGUACGGGCACUCCGAGAUCAAGCGCAAGAACCACGAGAAUUCUGAGAAGCAUCUGGCGGCCGUGGCAGCCUUCAGGUCUGAACAUACCGGAACUACCGAUGCGGAGGAGGAGGAUGGGGAGGAGCAGCGUAGCGAACCAGCCCCAUCAGUGCGCCGCAGCGAAAGCGAGCCUAGUGAUGCCGAAUACCAAGUGGAUGAAGAUGACGAUGAUUGGUCUGAAUCGCCAAAGGGAUAUUCUGCGGAGCAAAGGGGCCCGAGGAAGCGCAGGGUCAGGCCUGGGGCUCGAUUCUAUUCUUGGCUGCGCUACUCCAAGGAUCGCAAAACACAGCUGUGCCGGUUCUGUCGCGUGCGCUUCUACAACGAGUCGGGCAAGGCGCGACACGAUCUCAGUGUGCGGCACAAUAACCUGGUUAAGCAGCACAAACUGCGCCAGGAGCUGCUUCGACAGGAAAAAAAACAGCGCAACCGGUUGCCGGAGGCCGAAGGGGACGAGGAGCAGAGCAACACGGACUCUGGGACCGUGCACGAAAAGUCAGCCGCCCCAUUCAGCAAGACCAGCCAUCCCAUUCCGGCCACAAUUAAGGGUAAGGUGAUGGUGUGGAAGGAGCGCUUCCCCUGGCUCUCCUACAAGCGCAGCGAGCAGCGAAGUAACUACGGCUGGUGCAAGCUGUGCGAGGUCUCCGUCUUCUUGCCCACCUCUAAGUACGCGUCUAAGCAUCAGCGCUCGUCCCGCCACGUGCGGCUGCGCAUGGAGAGGAAACGCACGGGUGGCAAACCAGCAGAGGCAGCGAGCAAAGAGGUCAUAUCCGCCGCGGUCGCCACGGCGGCAGCGCUUACUAGUGCCGAGAGCAAGCAGAAGGCGGCGAUGGCAGAGCUGCAGGCCAAGUACGAUUGGCUGGAUCCCGAUGCCACCGAUGAGAACCACUGUCAAUGUCGCAUCUGCGACUCCCGUCUCCCCAUCAAGGUGUUCUUCCUGCGCCAGCACGACGCCUCGCGAAAACAUGCUGAAAAUCUCGAGAAAUACAAGAUUCAGGUCGCGGCUGCAAAACACACCUCGGCCAACCCUGCUGCGGCCGCGGUGGAGGACUCGGCCAUGGAAGUGGAUCAGGACAGCGAUGGGGCGUUGAGCGUCAAAUCUGAAGGCAGCACGACGGAAGAGCCGCCGUCUAAGCGUUCACGCCGCUCGAUGGAGGUACGGCGCAUCAUGCGCUACCUGCGCGACUCUGUGGGCAAGCGAUCGGACGACCGCAGCCAAUUGGACAUGGCGAAGGACAUGAUCUGCUCCUCCUUCGACAUUGUAACGCGCCUUCGCAACCUGGAGCGAGAGGUGGCACCACAGAUGGAUUCCACGGCGCUGGCGCCGGGUUCGCCCAAUGUUUCGAUAACGUCUCUGCCAUCAGGGCCCCGGCACGUAGUGGAUCUGUUCUUUGACAGUAUUUCGCCGACUAUGAAAGCCCUGCCGGCAGAUCUUGCCGCCGAAGGCAAGGCAAAGAUCAUGCAGCUCGUCUGUGGCUUGGAAGUGCGAGCCAUGCAGCGCAUCGUGGCCCCUGGCCCUGCUGCCGCAACGGCAACCAGCGUAGUCACCCAGAGCUCGGAGACACUUGGUUCUGAUACUUCCCCUAACAAUGGAGCCGACUCUUCGUCGCCAGCGCUUUCUAACACGACAACCAUUUCCAUAAACGACCUAGCCGAUGAGAACAGUGGCCAGCAGAACCACAACGAAAUUGAGAAUGCCAGCUCUGGCGCCAGCCCGGCAAAAUCCAGCCCGAUGCCACAGAAGAAGGGUCAGGUGACUAUCAAUGGUUGCCAUGGUGCCAAGGAACUGUUGAGCAACGUACGCCACAUGUGGCCCGCCUCCAUGCAAGCGUCAUGCCGGCAAGACUCCGAUGCUGUACGCUGCGUCCCCCUGAACAAGCUGACCACACCAAAUAGCUUGAAUGGGCGCCACAGCGUCAACACCUCCACGGAAACCACAUGCACGUACACGACCGUGAAUUCCGCCUCCCCCGUCAAGACGGAUAGGCCCAAUGACAAUCCAUCGGCAAUGAUGCGUCAGAUCCGUCUAAACAAUGGCAACCAGUCGAAGAUGAUAACCAUUUCAAAGACACAGACUGUGAAUAGGCCGCCCCCUGCCCAACACUUGCGACUUCCCCCAACCAACAUUAAUGGAGGGCCAAAAAUUCAACCGACCUGGGCCGGGAAGAAUCAGCAGCUGACAAUCAGUAGGCCAUCGCAGCCAUAAGUUAUUGGCAGCACCCGCAGACCAUACAUUACCAGAAUGUACUCCCCCAUCCAUGCCCUUAGUUUCUUGUGUCCUCCCCCCACUAGAUGUCCUUUCCAGUCCCCAUUUCAUAUUUUUUUUUUCCACCCCAUUUAGCUUUUAGAGCUGAUUUCUGUUUAAAGAACAUAUGUAUGUUAAAGAUGAAUGCACGGGAGAGUACCUUGGACUCUAUGAUCGCUCCCAGCCUGAUUCCAAAUACCAGUGUAUCCCCGAUAUUCUGAUCGUUAUAUAGCCGUACAAAAUAAGUGAAUGUACGUGAUUUUGUUUGUUUGCCACCAAAAAAUUUGAGUUAUUUUCAAUGCAACUGAAACGGCAAUUAUUGGGAAAUGUUGCGGAGACACUUCCACUUAAGCGUACCUCUUUAAUUAAUACAUUGUAAGCUGACCCGGCAAAUUAAAAUUAUUAAUAUUAAUUUCGAAAAGCAA
Molecule: messenger RNA, 4123 nt
Organism: Drosophila persimilis
Lineage: Eukaryota; Metazoa; Arthropoda; Insecta; Diptera; Drosophilidae
Gene: Su(var)3-7
Product: protein suppressor of variegation 3-7
Exons: 5
Coding region: 84-3659 (1191 amino acids)
Molecular function (GO): DNA binding
Source: RefSeq, a predicted model, not a curated record